AUGCCGAAACUACGAAAACAGUCUUCUGAACAACGUAGACAACGUGCACGCGAGGCUGUUAGCAACUAUUAUGAAAGGAAUAGAGAAAGCCACAAUCUGAGAACAUCUCAAAGGAGAGCUAUAUUGCGACAAAACGAGGAAUAUCGUCAAAAUGAACGACAAAGGGACCGCAUUUUAAGAUCAUUAAGAAGGUCAGGAUCAUCCUAUAGGAAUAGUGGACGGGAACGAGAUUCUCAAGAGCAUUCUUCCCGACGCAUGGAUCGAACUUAUCAUGUAUUGGAGCAGCAGAGAAAUACUUUAGAGCAUUCUAUUCACCGGGAAAAUGAACAAUAUCGUGAAAUGGAGCGGGUGCGUGAUGCAGUUGCACAUUCUUCUCGUCGCAUGGAUCCGACUUAUCAUAUAGUAGAGCAACAGAGAAAUACAUUGGAACAUGCUAUGCACCGGGAAAAUGAACAGUAUCGUGAAAUGGAACGUGUACGGGAUGCGAUUGCACAUUCUUCUCGUCGAAUGGAUCCCACUUAUCAUACCAUAGAGCAACAGAGAAAUACAUUGGAACAUGCUAUACACCGGGAAAAUGAAGAGUAUCGUGAAGUAGAACGUGUACGGGAUGCGAUUGCACAUUCUUCUCGUCGAAUGGAUCCCACUUAUCAUACCAUAGAGCAACAGAGAAAUACAUUGGAACAUGCUAUACACCGGGAAAAUGAAGAGUAUCGUGAAGUAGAACGUGUACGGGAUGCGAUUGCACAUUCUUCUCGUCGAAUGGAUCCCACUUUUCAUACCAUAGAGCAACAGAGAAAUACAUUGGAACAUGCUAUACACCGGGAAAAUGAAGAGUAUCGUGAAGUGGAACGUGUACGGGAUGCGAUUGCACAUUCUUCUCGUCGCAUGGAUGCAACGUAUCGAACCACGGAGCAGCAGAGGAAUACAAUGGAACAUUCUAUUCAUAGGGAAAAUCAAGAGUUUCGAGAAAUGGAACGUACACGAGAUGCAAUUGCACAUUCACAACAUCGAAAAAUACCAGCUUUUCGCCAAAAGGAACGGGAAAGGGACGCCAUCGCACAUACUUCCAGAAGAUCUAAUCCCAUUUUACGCGCUGCAGAACAGAGACGUAAUACUAUUACUAGGCGAGAAUCAAGGAUGUUAUCGCAAAUUAGUAUGGAAGUCUCUAAUCAAAUGCGAAAUGUUCGAGUAAGAUUACACCGUAUGAAUCCUGUAAAUCGAACAAUUCAGAAUGAAAGGCAGGCGCGGAGAAAUAGGGAAAGUAGACAACGUCUUUCACCAGAAUCAAGAAUGGAAAUAUUAUCAGCAGAUGUUCAUCGUCAUACGAGCAGAAUGCUAGCAGAAUUUAACAAUAACGUGAAAAAAGGGCCGACAGAGGUGUGCGUUUGCUGUGGAGGAUUGUGGUUCCAGAAUCAGGUAUUUUUCUUGUCGGAAAUAUUUCCGUCUGAAAACAAUAACUAUAAAUUUUGCAACACAUGCGUCAAAAUAGUGAAGGGGGGAAAAGUUCCCACUAUAUGCUUAAGCAACGGUUUGCAAUUUCCAGAAAUUCCCGAUCAAUUAAAAAACUUAACCGCUUUGGAAGAAAGGUUUGUGGCACCCAGAAUCCCAUUUAUGAGAAUCGUUUCAUUGGGAUAUAAUCGUCAGUGUGCUGUCAGAGGCGCAGUUGUUAAUGUCCCUAUUCAAGUCGACAGUAUAGUAAAUGUCCUUCCGAGAACAUUUGAUCAAACGGAAGUUAUACAGGUUCACCUAAAACGUCGAUUGCAGUAUAAUCAUAGCUUUAUGACGGAAACAAUUCGUCCCGCCAAAGUUUUUGAAGCAAUUCGCUAUUUAGUAAAUACAGAAUUGUAUCAAAAACACAAAAUUUCCAUAGCUGAAGAAUGGUUACAAAAUGUGGGAUUAUCUGAAGAAGUUCAAUUUUUAGCAAAUAUAGAAGAUCGGGAACUAGUGCAAAAUUUAACAGGUGCAAAUAAUGAAAUAGAUGUAGUUGAAGAAUGUAAUCCUCAAGAAACACUGCUGGAUAAUAUUCCCAUGGAAAAUAUUCCAUUAAGCAGAAUUUCUAUUGCUCCAGGUGAAGGAAAGCGACCACUAGAUAUGCUCAUGGAUGAAGAUGCCGAAGAGUUAUCAUUUCCAACUAUAUAUUGUGGUAUUAAAAGAGUGUGUGAAGCUUCAGUGGCCAAAGUUAUAAGGUCUGAAAUUCGUCGCUAUGACAGGAGAUGCGCUCGAGUUGAUAAGGUACUAUAUUCUUACAAAAAACUAGAAUUAUAUAAAAUUAAGAAUAGUAUCUCAACAUGUUUACGCAAAAAGGUUGGAUCCAAUCGUCACACAGCCAGGGAUAUGUUGGACGAUAACUACAUACAUAACCUGGUACAACACGACGAAGGAUACCAUAUACUUAAAGGUAUUAGGUCUUCUCCAGCUCAUUGGGAAGGAGAGAAAAGGAAAGUAAUGGCAAUGAUUCGACAAUUUGGACUUCCAACCUUUUUUAUAACACUUUCCGCAGCAGAAUCUCAUUGGCCUGAGUUAUUAGUAAUUUUGGCAAAAGUAGUCGAAGGCAAAGACAUUACCGAAGAAGAGGCUAUGCUUUAUACCACUCAACAAAAAUACAACCUUAUCCGCACAGAUCCCAUAACAUGUUCUCGUUAUUUUGAUCAAAGAAUUCGCCAUCUUUUUAAACACUUCAAAGCUAACGGUGGAGUUUUUGGGGACCAUAAAGUUAUUAAAUUUUAUUGGAGGAUUGAGUUUCAGCAAAGAGGAUCACCACACGUUCAUGGGAUAUAUUGGCUUCAAAACGCACCAUCGGUUAAUUUGGCAGAUGAAAAUACUUUUCCAUCCGUUGUAAGCUUUAUUGAUAAAUAUAUUUCAACAGAUUCGAAUAUACCUGAAGUUUCACCUUACAUUCAAUUCCAGGAGCAUCACCAUAGCAGAAGUUGUCAAAGAGAGAUAAGAGGUCAAUCAGUUUGCAGAUUUAAUAUACCAUAUCCACCUAUGUCUGAAACGAAGAUACUUUUACCACUUCCUGAAAACAUAGAUGAAAUGGAAUUGAAAACACAUAAAGACAAUUUUAAUAAAAUUAAAAUUCUUCUUAAUGCCAAAUUAUCAGAGGCGGAGGUAAAUGAUCUACAAACAUUUGAACAAUUUUUAAAUGACAACAGAAUAAAUUUAAAUGUUGAAGAUUAUAUUUUAGCUAUCAGAUCAUCACUAAAAAAACCCCAAAUAUUUCUAAAGAGAUCUUUCAAAGAUCGCUCAAUUAAUGCCUUCAAUCCUAAUAUUUUAGCAAUGCAAAGAGCUAAUAUAGAUAUACAAUUUAUAUUGGAUGCCUAUGCGUGUGUAUCUUAUAUUGUUAAUUACAUUAAUAAGUCGCACAGAGGAGUUUCGAGAUUAUUAAAUGAGGCAAUGGAUGAAAUAAGGUCUGGGAAUUUUACGGUUAAGCAGCGACUUCAACAUAUUGGCAACAAAUUUAUUUCUGCUUCAGAAGUUUCCGGCCAAGAAGCAUCGUACAAUAUUUUGGGAAUGCAUCUUUCACAAUGUAGUAGUUCCGAAGUGUAUAUUAAUACAUUACAUCCGGACAAACGUGUUAGAAUAUUAAAGUCUAGGAGAGAAUUGGAAAAUAUUCCUGGAGAAUCCACAGACGUUUUUCAAAAAAAUCUCUUUGACCAUUAUAUUGCACGUCCCAACGAAAUGGAAGAUUAUUGUCUUGCUCAUUUCGCGGCUUAUUAUAAGUUUUCAAAAUCAAGGCCAUCAAGAAAUCGACGCCAUCAAGAAGAAGAAGAAGAUGACUACAAUGAAAAUAAUGAUUUCAAUGAUGAUAAUACUGAUGGAAAUGAAAAUUACAUUAAGCUUAGAGAUGGGUCUGGUUAUAUCUAUAAAAAAGAAAGCCCCGCAAUAAUACGAUUUCCCUCAUUUAAUGCUGAUCAAAGCAGGGAAAAUUAUUUUCGUGCAUUGGUAAUGUUAUAUAUGCCUUGGAGAAAUGAAAAGGAGGAUAUUUUGGAUAAAGAUAACGAAGAAACUUGCAGAGUUCUUAAGGAUGUUAUCGAAAGAAAUCGCUCAGUUUUUGAAAAAUAUAAAGAAGGAGAGCUCGAAGAAAUUCUUCAACAAAUUCAUAAUGAAAACAUAGUAGAUGAUGAUAACCUGGAAGAGAAUAGAGCUGUAACCCAACUGCUAGAUGACGAAUUUAGAGCCCUAGCUGUUCCUGAAUUAGAUGCAAAUAUAAAUGUUAUUGACAUUAAUGAUGAUUAUAUUAACGCUGAUGAGAGCAAUGAUAUCGUUCGACUAAUAAGACUCCAACCUUUAAUAAGUACUGAUAGUCUAUUGUCUUCUGUAAGGACAUUAAACACAAAGCAACGUAAAUAUCUACAUCAUGUAUUACUAAAUGUUGUACAGAACGUAAAGUUUUGUGAGUAUGUCGGAGGUGGAGCUGGUGUUGGAAAGAGUAGAUUGAUAAAAACUAUUUACCAAUCAAUUUCUAAUAGAUUUAACUCUAUUCCCGGCUCUAAUCCUGAUUUACCCAAAGUAAUACUAAGUGCUCCUACUGGGAAAGCUGCUUUUGGAAUUGGUGGAACGACUCUUCAUUCGUUAUUUUCGUUGCCAGUUAACCAGUACUCAGGAGAAAUCCGUCCACUUAGUAAUGAUAAAGUUAAUUCGCUCUCAUCAUUACUUUUGGAUUUGAAAUUAUUGAUUAUUGAUGAAAUUUCAAUGGUUGGAGCAAGAAUGUUGGGAUAUAUUGAUGCUCGACUAAAGCAAAUUUUCAAAAGUACAUUGCGAUUUGGUGGAAUUUCCAUUUUAGUUUUUGGAGAUUUAAAACAACUACCACCUGUUGGGGACAAAUGGAUAUUCAGCUCGAACUCAUCAAAUCCUUAUGGAGUUAUUGUUGGAGAUCUACUUUGGAACCAAUUUAAAUUUUAUGAACUCACUGAAAUUAUGAGGCAAAGGGAAGAUCGAAAAUUUGCCGAAGCUUUGAAUUCAAUGUCAAGGGGUGAAAUGAGUGACGAAGAAGUGCGCCUAAUAAAAUCAAGAAUUGUAGAUUCUAAUUUUGUAUUUCCCAGUGAAGCUAUUCACUUAUUUUGGUCAAAUUUGGAGGCUGAUCAAUUCAACGAAUUAAAAUUAGGCCAAAUUUUAAAAGAGGAAUAUGAAUCAAGAGCUUUUGAUUUAAUUAAAACGGAAUCUUUGUCGUCGGAGGAAAAAGCUCGUAUUAGAAACGUGGUUAUUAAAAUGAAAACAUCGGAAACACAAGGAUUGUGUACAGAGCUAAAAUUAAAAUGUUCCGCUAAAUACAUGAUGACCAUUAAUAUUAAUACAAGCGAUGGUCUUGUUAACGGAGCUACCGGCAUUUUAAUGGAAAUAGAGUUCCAUAAAGAAACACACAAACCUAUUACACUUUGGAUGCUAUUCCCCGAUGAAAAUGUAGGUAUGGAAGCAAGAAGGACAAAACCACAUCCAACUGAAUCACUUUGGACACCUAUUGAAAAAUGUCGGAAGGAAUUACUAUCCAUAAAAGCCAAGGUGCAACAUAUUCAAAAGUGGUUGUUCAUACUCGUAACCGAAUGA
This is a messenger RNA of Lucilia sericata (common green bottle fly), 5544 nucleotides long. RefSeq lists its product as uncharacterized. Gene Ontology annotation, biological process: DNA repair; telomere maintenance. The record is from RefSeq and is a predicted model, not a curated record. Gene Ontology annotation, molecular function: DNA helicase activity. NCBI's taxonomy places the organism in Eukaryota, Metazoa, Arthropoda, Insecta, Diptera, Calliphoridae. Bases 1 to 5544 code for a protein of 1847 amino acids. The transcript is spliced from 3 exons.